AUGGCUUCCUCACUCGACAACCACUUGGAUCAAGACGGAAUGUGCUCGGUGUACUCGGCUCAGCCAUCGGAGACGAAUUGCUCAAUUAACGAAGUAUUGGCACAGGAAAUGAUGGCGGCUAAUGAGGUGACAGAUGAUCAUGCCGAAGUAUCGAUCUAUUCCGUUCCAAAAUCUGAGACAAACGUGACAAUCAGCGACCCGUUCCAGGCUUGUGAAGCGAUGAAUAAGUUCAAUGUAUCGGUGUAUUCCGCGCCAAAAUCUGAGACCAAUGUCACGAUGAAUAACAAGUUCGAGAGAUGCCAAGAUUUAGCAAACGUGCUCGAUUACUCUGUCUAUUCCAUCCCUCCAUCCGAAACCAACGUUACCAUGAAUGCCCCAACUCUCUCCGAAUACACUGCUCUUAUGUCUGAAACUGAUGUCACCAUGGCUGAUGGAUUUCAGCCUUGCGAUGUUCUGAAGAGUCUUAAUCAAGAAAUCGAGUCCUCCGAGCUCACUGCAAAAUCACUUCGUUUCAACAACUCCGCUUACGUCGAACAACUCCAAAUGGAACUGGGAAUUCCUGAUAAGAAAGUGAUUGGACUCGAAAGUAGCAACUCGUCGAUUGUGAAGAUAAUUGAUUCGAAUGAGUGUCUGGUGAAGCUCGAAAAGUUUCAGCCAGUUGCAGUGGAUUUUAGUCAAAUGCCAGAGCCUGUUUCUUAUAGCAAAUCGAUAGCUGAAAAAUCCAUCGAGAGCUAUCUUCUUCGUUCCACAGCCAGUUGCAUUCAACAUGAAAUUUGA
Caenorhabditis remanei is the source of this 777-nucleotide messenger RNA. RefSeq lists its product as uncharacterized. The coding region runs from base 1 to 777 and encodes 258 amino acids. The transcript is spliced from 4 exons. NCBI's taxonomy places the organism in Eukaryota, Metazoa, Nematoda, Chromadorea, Rhabditida, Rhabditidae. The record is from RefSeq and is a predicted model, not a curated record.